AUGGAUAGCCCAGCAGAGACCUCAAGCCUGCUACUCAACUCUUUCCUGAAAGCUUCAGAGCAGUGUGACAAAGAGACCCACAUAGAGAACAUCCUUUUUGCAACUUUUUAUCUCCUGAAUUUCGUCCUGGCUCUUGUUGGCAAUGCUCUAGCUCUCUGGCUCUUCAUCCGGAACCAAAAGUCAAGUACUCCAGCCAACAUCUUCCUGAUGCAUCUUACUGUUGCUGACCUGUCUUUUGUGUUAAUACUUCUCACUCGGGUAGUAUACCAUUUUUCUAACAAUCACUGGCCAUUCGGUGAGAUCCCAUGCAGACUUACUGGUUUCCUCUUUUAUCUCAACAUGUAUGCCAGCAUCUACUUUCUCAUGUACACCAGUGUUGACCGCUUCCUAGCCAUUGUGCAUCCUGUAAAGUCCAUUAAACUCCACAGGCCACUCUACGCUCACUUAGCACGUGCCUUUCUAUGGGCUAUAGUUACUGUUGCAAUGGCACCUCUGUUAAUCAGUGUGCAGACAGCAAAUAAUACAACUGUCUGCCUGCAACUUUAUAGAGAAAAAGCAUCACACCAUGCUCUUGUAUCCUUAGCAGUGGCAUUCACCUUUCCAUUUGUUAUUACAGUGACCUGCUACUUAUUAAUCAUCCACAGCCUGAAGAGUAGCAACAGAGUUGAGAAGCACCUGAAGGAAAAAGCCAUCAAAAUGAUCAACAUAGUUCUAAUGAUCUUCCUAGUCUGCUUUGUACCCUAUCAUGUCAAUCGUUACAUUUAUAUUCUCCAUUAUAACAGCACCAAGACUUCCUGUGAAACUCAGCGAAUCCUGGCUCUAAAUAACCGCGUCACUUCUUGCCUCACUAGCCUGAAUGGUGCCCUUGACCCAGUCAUGUAUUUCUUUGUAGCUGAGAAGUUUCGUGAAGCCUUAUACAGCAUGUUCUGUAGCAAAAAGACUGUAAUGUUGCCUCAGACUUAUGAAAGAAAGACAAAUGAGAGCUCACUAAAUGCUAAAUCUAAACUGUGA
Gavialis gangeticus (Gharial) is the source of this 1011-nucleotide messenger RNA. Its product is annotated as uracil nucleotide/cysteinyl leukotriene receptor-like. Gene Ontology annotation, cellular component: membrane. Lineage: Eukaryota; Metazoa; Chordata; Crocodylia; Gavialidae. Gene Ontology annotation, molecular function: G protein-coupled receptor activity. Gene Ontology annotation, biological process: positive regulation of Rho protein signal transduction; phospholipase C-activating G protein-coupled receptor signaling pathway. The record is from RefSeq and is a predicted model, not a curated record.